UCCAGUUCCCAGGAUGCAGAGCAGCGGCCAAGCUCCUGGCUCUUCUUCCAUCCCCCUCUCGGGAAAGAUUGCCCCUGGCCAAGGCAAGGGGGCAGUUGGAGGUUCAGGGACUGAUAACUCCAAGGGAAAGGAAUUAGAAAGUGGCCGCAGUCCUAGUUUCACGAGCCGGGCGGUAAAGGAGGUAGUUCCCUGGUCCGCGCGAAGAAGUGGAAGGGGUGCUUCAUUCCCACGUGUCUGCACAGCAGCCGGCCCGGCGCAAUCGGGGUUAACCCGUGGCGGAGGGGUCCCGCAGCGUGUGCGUAGAACUGCAGAGUCACAGCCUUCCCUCCGAAAGGGCGGUAUCCCUCCGCCGCUCCGCUCCAACACAAAAUAGGGCCGCGUCUUCUCCUUUCUCCCCUUCUCGAGUGGGGUUCCCCAGGCAAAAGCUCCCCCGCGGACCUCGCCCCGGAGGCUUCCUGAAUCUCUACGACCGCUACCGAGAUCUCGGGCCAGGAAAUAGCCCUUUCGCAGGAACCACCCUACCGGCCGAACAGGAGGCGGAGGGGGGGAGGCGGAGCGGCGCCGCGCUGCACUACUUUCCUCUCCGGUUGCAAAUGGCUGCCUCGUUCCCCACUUUCCGCUCAGUUUCCUGACCCCCGGCGCCGGGAGCCGGGGUUGGGCCAUGCACCUCUAGGCUCUUCGCGAUCACAGCCAGCCGGGGGUCGAGGGGGUGCCGCCGAUCAGAGCCGGCCAGGCCGGGGGCGGGGCAGCUCCCGAGGCCAGAGGGGAAGGGAGGCGAGCUCAGGGCCUGGAGCGGCCGGAGGGGAGCGGGCAGAGGGCUCGCACCGCCCGCCCCUUCCUCUUCCUCGCCCACCUACCCUCCUCCCUUCCCCGGGGGGAGUAGAAGGUGGGGGGCUCGAAGCCGCCGAGGGCGAGCGCUUGGGGUCGAGGAGCCCGGCGCUGGGUGUGUGUCAGGUUCAGUUCCGCGGCCCCGCCGGCUCCGCGUCGCUGUAGCUCGCGCGGCCCCGGGGCGCCGGCCCGGGCGGGGAGAGGGGCUCGGCGCUCCUGCGAGGGUCUCACGUUCCAUCCGGGCCCGGCGCGGCAUUCCUUCCGGGCUGCUGGGGAGGCGCCUCGACGUUCCAUCUGGAGAGCCUCGACGUUCCGCCCGAGCCCGGCGCGGGCGGCCGGGGCGCUGGCCCGGCCCUAGGAUCGAGAGGCCGCCCGACGACGCGGAUGCGGAGCCUGCUCGCCCAAGAUCAAAGCCACCGGUGCUCUCUUUGUGUCCGCUCGGGAUUCGCCGCCCAAGGGCUGUUCAUGGAAACCUAAACUGCUGGAACCCGAGGCAGAGAACCCCUCGUUGGCUUCUUGCUCUUUUUUGGGGGGGAGGGUGGCCACUCCGACCUGGAUUUACCGUUCUUGGCCCUCCUAGGCCCCCCCGUGUGGGGGGCGGCUGUGAUCGCUCUGGCGGUUGGAGGUCGGGGAGCGGCCCGGGCUCUGGCCAUGUUCUCGGAUGAGGAUUUCUGGAUCGUCCUGUGAAGAGGUCUCCCCGAGAGGGCCCUGCCCAGUCGGAGAGAGGGAUGGACAGCCAGAAGCCGCCUGGUGAGGAUAAAGAUUCAGAACCAGCAGCUAAUGGACCUGCAGCCUCUGAGGAGUCAGGCACCACUGAACCAGACCUUCCCAACCCACAUGUGGGGGAGGUUUCAGUGCCCAGUUCUGGGGCUCCCAGGCUUCAGGAGCCUCCCCAGGACUGCAGUGGGGGUCCAGUGCGGCGUUGUGCUCUCUGCAAUUGCGGGGAGCCCAGUCUGCAUGGGCAGCGGGAGCUACAGCGCUUUGAGUUGCCAUUUGACUGGCCCCGGUGUCCAGUGGUGUCCCCUGGGGGGAACCCAGGGCCCAGUGAGGCAGCAUGGCCCAAUGAGGACCUGUCACAGAUUGGUUUCCCUGAGGGCCUGACACCUGCCCACCUAGGAGAACCUGGAGGGUCCUGCUGGGCCCACCAUUGGUGUGCUGCAUGGUCGGCAGGAGUAUGGGGGCAACAGGGCCCAGAACUAUGUGGUGUGGACAAGGCCAUCUUCUCAGGGAUCUCACAGCGCUGCUCCCACUGCACCAGGCUCGGUGCCUCCAUCCCUUGCCGCUCGCCCGGAUGUCCACGGCUUUACCACUUCCCCUGUGCCACCGCCAGUGGUUCCUUCCUAUCCAUGAGAACACUGCAGCUGCUAUGCCCAGAGCACAGCAAGGGGGCUGCACAUCUGGAGGAAGCUCGUUGUGCAGUAUGUGAGGGGCCAGGGGAAUUGUGUGACCUGUUCUUCUGCACCAGCUGUGGGCAUCACUAUCACGGGGCCUGUCUGGAUACUGCUCUGACUGCCCGCAAGCGUGCUGGCUGGCAGUGCCCUGAGUGCAAAGUGUGCCAAGCCUGCAGGAAACCCGGGAAUGACUCUAAGAUGUUGGUCUGUGAGACAUGUGACAAAGGAUACCAUACCUUCUGCCUAAAACCACCUAUGGAGGAACUGCCUGCUCACUCUUGGAAGUGCAAGGCAUGUCGGGUGUGCCGGGCCUGUGGGGCAGGCUCAGCAGAACUGAAUCCCAACUCUGAGUGGUUUGAGAACUUCUCGCUCUGUUACCGUUGUCACAAAGUCCAGGGAGGACAGCCUGUCAGUUCUGUUGCUGAGCAGCUUCCCUCUGCCUGUAGCAGAUUCUCACCCCCAGAGCCCGGUGAUAACUCCACUGAUGAGCCCAAUGCUCUGUACAGCCAAGGGCAGCCAAAGGGUGGGCACAUGACCUCUAUGCAAUCCAAGGAACUGGGGCCCCUGCAAUGUGAAGCCAAACCACUAGGGAGAGCAGGGGCCCAACUUGAGCCCCAGUUGGAGGCCCCCCUAAGUGAGGAGAUGCCACUGCUGCCCCCACCUGAGGAGUCGCCCCUGUCCCCACCACCUGAGGAGUCACCCACAUCCCCGCCGCCUGAGGCAUCACGCCUGUCCACACCACCUGAGGAGUCACCCCUCUCCCCACCACCUGAGGAGUCUCCUCUGUCUCCCCCUCCAGAAUCAUCACCUUUUUCUCCACUGGAGGAGUCACCCCCAUCUCCCCCCCGACUUGAGACACCCCUGUCCCCACCGUCUGAAGCAUCACCCCUGUCCCCCCCAUUUGAGGAGUCUCCUCUGUCCCCUCCACCCGAGGAAUUGCCCACUUCCCCACCACCAGAGGCAUCUCGCCUGUCCCCACCACCUGAGGAGUCACCCCUGUCUCCUCCACCUGAAGAGUUGCCCAGGUCCCCACCGCCUGAGGCGUCUUGUCUGUUUCCACCAUUUGAAGAAUCACCCCUGUCCCCUCCACCUGAAGAGUCUCCUCUCUCCCCACCACCCGAGGCAUCGCGCCUGUCCCCACUGCCUGAGGACUCACCCAUGUCCCCGCCACCUGAAGACUCACCUAUGUCCCCACCGCCUGAAGUGUCACGCCUGUCCCCACCACCUGAGGAAUCUCCCUUGUCCCCACCACCUGAGGAAUCUCCCACAUCCCCUCCACCUGAGGCUUCACGCCUGUCCCCACCACCUGAGGACUCACCUGCUUCCCCGCCACUUGAAGACUUACAUGCUUCCCCACCACCGGAGGAUUUGCUUAUGUCCCUGCCACUUGAGGAGUCACCUCUGCCCCUUGCACCUGAGGAGCCACGUCUGUCCCCUGCACCUGAGGAGUCACAUCGUUCCCCCCGGCCUGAGGAGCCAUACCUGUCUUUGACGCCAGAAGAGCUGCAUCUAUCUCCUCAACCUGCGGAGCCUCAUCUUCCCCACCAGCCUAAGGAGCCGUACCUGCCGCCUGCACUCGAGGAGCCACAUCUGUCUGCCCAGCCUGAGGAGCCGUGUUUGUCCCCCCGGCCUGAGGAGCUACACCUGUCCCCCAGGCCUGAGGAGCCACGUCUGUCCCCGCAGCCACAGGAGCUGGGUCUGUCCCCCCAGCCUGAGGAGCCACACUUGUCCCCUGGGCCUGCGGAGCUGCUUCUGUCCCCCCGGCCUGAGGAGCCAUUCCUGUCCCCCGAGCCUGAGAACCUACAGCUGUCCCCUGGGCCUGAAGAGCCCUGCCUGUCCCCCCAGCGUGAGGAACCACACCUGUCCCCUCAACCUGAGGAGCCCCCUGAGGAGCCAGGCCUGUGCCCUGCACCUGAGGAAUUACCCUCGUUCCUCCCGCCUGGGGAGCCAUGCUCAUCCUCUUUGCUUGGAGAGCAGGUCCUGUCUGAGCCUGGGGAACCAGCUUUGUCCCCUUUGCCUGAGGAGCUGCCGCUGUCCCCAGCUGGGGAGCCAUCAUUGUCGCCUCAGCUGAUGCCACCAGAUCCUCUUCCUCCUCCGCUCUCACCCAUUAUCACAGCUGUGGCCCCGCCAGCCCUGUCUCCUUUGGGGGAGUUAGAGUACCGCUUUGGUGCCAAAGGGGAUAGUGACCCUGAGUCACCAUUGGCGGCCCCUAUCCUAGAGACACCCAUUAGCCCUCCCCCAGAAGCUAACUGCACUGACCCUGAGCCUGUACCCCCUAUGAUCCUCCCCCCAUCUCCAGGCUCCCCAGUGGGACCAGCCUCUCCCAUUCUGAUGGAGCCCCUUCCUCCUCGGUGUUCUCCGCUCCUCCAGCAUUCCCUGCCUCCCCAAAACUCCUCUCCUUCCCAGUGCUCUCCUCCUGCUCUACCGCUGUCCAUUCGCUGUCUACUGAGUCCCAUGGAGAAGGCAGUGGAGGUCUCAGAUGAGGCUGAGCCACAUGAAAUGGACACUGAGAAAGUCCUUGAACCUGAGUGCCCAGCCUUGGAACCCAGCCCUACUAGUCCUCUCCCCUCCCCGAUGGGGAACCUUUCCUGCCCCGCCCCCAGCCCUGCCCCAGCCCUGGAUGAUUUCUCUGGCUUGGGGGAAGACACAGCCCCUCUGGAUGGGACUGACACUCCUUGUUCACAGCCAGAACCUGGACAGACCCCUGGCAGUUUGACUAGUGAACUUAAGGGUUCCCCUGUGCUCCUGGACCCCGAGGAGCUGGCCCCUGUGACCCCUAUGGAGGUCUAUGGCCCAGAAUGCAAGCAGACAGGGCAGGGAUCACCCUGUGAAGAGCAAGAGGAGCUGCGUGCACCAGUGGCCCCCACCCCACCCACUCUCAUCAAAUCCGACAUCGUUAAUGAGAUCUCCAAUCUGAGCCAGGGUGAUGCCAGUGCCAGUUUUCCUGGCUCAGAGCCCCUGCUAGGCUCUCCUGACCCCGAAGGGGGUGGCUCCUUGUCCAUGGAGCUGGGGGUAUCUACAGAUGUUAGUCCAGCCCGAGAUGAGGGCUCCCUGCGGCUCUGUACCGACUCGCUGCCAGAGACUGAUGAUUCGCUGUUGUGUGAUGCUGGGACAGCUGUCAGCGGAGGCAAAGCUGAGGGGGACAAGGGGAGGCGGCGCAGCUCCCCAGCUCGUUCCCGCAUCAAACAGGGUCGCAGCAAUAGUUUCCCAGGAAGGCGCCGUCCACGUGGAGGAGCACAUGGAGGACGUGGGAGAGGACGGGCCCGGCUAAAAUCAACUACUUCUUCCAUUGAGACUCUGGUAGUUGCUGAUAUCGAUAGCUCUCCCAGCAAGGAAGAAGACGAUGACGAUGACGACACCAUGCAAAAUACUGUGGUUCUCUUCUCCAACACAGACAAGUUUGUCCUAAUGCAGGACAUGUGUGUGGUAUGUGGCAGCUUUGGCCGGGGGGCAGAGGGCCACCUCCUUGCCUGCUCCCAGUGUUCUCAGUGCUAUCACCCUUACUGUGUCAAUAGCAAGAUCACCAAGGUGAUGCUGCUAAAGGGCUGGCGUUGUGUGGAGUGCAUCGUGUGUGAGGUGUGCGGCCAGGCCUCAGACCCCUCACGCCUUCUGCUCUGUGAUGACUGUGACAUUAGCUACCACACGUACUGUCUGGACCCCCCACUGCUCACCGUGCCCAAGGGCGGCUGGAAGUGCAAGUGGUGUGUGUCUUGUAUGCAGUGUGGGGCCGCCUCCCCUGGCUUCCACUGUGAAUGGCAGAAUAGUUACACGCACUGUGGGCCCUGUGCCAGCCUGGUGACCUGCCCUAUCUGUCAUGCCCCGUAUGUGGAAGAGGACCUACUAAUCCAGUGCCGCCACUGUGAACGGUGGAUGCAUGCUGGCUGUGAGAGCCUCUUCACAGAGGAUGACGUGGAGCAAGCAGCUGACGAGGGCUUUGACUGUGUCUCCUGCCAGCCUUACGUGGUAAAGCCUGCUGCGCCUGUUGCACCUCCAGAGUUGGUUCCUAUGAAGGUGAAAGAGCCAGAGCCCCAGUACUUUCGCUUCGAGGGCGUGUGGCUGACAGAAACUGGCAUGGCUGUGCUGCGUAACCUGACCAUGUCGCCCCUGCACAAGCGGCGCCAACGGCGAGGACGGCUUGGCCUCCCAGGCGAGGCAGGGCUAGAGGGUUCUGAGCCCUCAGAUGCCCUUGGCCCUGAUGACAAGAAGGAUGGAGACCUGGACGCUGAUGAGCUGCUCAAGGGUGAAGGCGGUGUGGAGCACAUGGAAUGUGAGGUCAAGCUGGAGGGCCCCCCUAGCCCUGAUGUGGAGCCUGGCAAAGAGGAGACGGAGGAAAGCAAAAAGCGCAAACGCAAACCCUAUAGGCCUGGCAUCGGUGGUUUCAUGGUGCGACAGCGGAAAUCCCACACACGUGUGAAAAAGGGGCCUGCUGCACAGGCGGAGGUGUUGAGUGGGGAUGGGCAGCCCGACGAGGGUGAGACGGUGAUGUCUGCCGACUUACCUGCAGAGGGCUCCAUGGACCAGAACUUAGCUGAUGGGGAUGAGAAGAAGAAGCAGCAGCGGCGAGGGCGUAAGAAGAGCAAACUUGAAGACAUGUUCCCUACUUACCUGCAGGAAGCCUUCUUUGGGAAGGAGCUGUUGGACCUGAGCCGGAAGGCCCUUUUUGCAGUUGGGAUGGGCCGGCCAACCUUUGGACUAGGAACCCCAAAAGCCAAGGGAGAUGGGGCCUUAGAUAGGAAGGAGCUCCCCACCUCACAAAAAGGAGAUGACGGUCCAGAUGUUGCAGAUGAAGAAUCCCGGGGCCCCGAGGGCAAGGCUGACACUCCAGGACCUGAGGAUGGGGGCAUAAAGGCAUCCCCAGUGCCCAGUGACCCUGAGAAGCCAGGAACCCCGGGUGAAGGGAUGCUUAGCUCUGACUUAGACAGGAUUCCCACGGAAGAACUGCCUAAGAUGGAAUCCAAGGACCUGCAGCAGCUCUUCAAGGAUGUUCUGGGCUCCGAACGAGAGCAACAUCUAGGUUGCGGAACCCCUGGCCUAGACGGCAGCCGUACACCAUUGCAGAGGCCCUUUCCUCAAGGUGGACUCCCUUUGGGCACUCUUCCUUCUAGCAGCCCAAUGGACUCUUACCCAGGCCUCUGCCAGUCCCCCUUCCUGGAUUCUAGGGAGCGCGGGGGCUUCUUUAGCCCGGAACCCGGUGAGCCAGACAGCCCCUGGACGGGCUCUGGGGGCACCACGCCCUCUACCCCCACCACGCCCACCACAGAGGGUGAGGGCGAUGGGCUCUCCUAUAACCAACGGAGUCUUCAGCGCUGGGAGAAGGAUGAGGAAUUGGGCCAGCUCUCCACCAUCUCACCUGUGCUCUAUGCCAACAUUAACUUUCCCAAUCUCAAGCAAGAUUAUCCAGACUGGUCUAGCCGUUGCAAACAAAUCAUGAAGCUCUGGAGAAAAGUUCCAGCCACUGACAAAGCCCCCUAUUUGCAAAAGGCCAAAGAUAACCGGGCAGCUCACCGCAUCAACAAGGUGCAAAAGCAGGCUGAGAGCCAAAUCAACAAGCAGACAAAGGUGGGCGACAUGGCCCGUAAGACUGACCGACCGGCUCUACAUCUCCGCAUUCCCCCCCAGCCAGGGGCUCUGGGCAGUCCGCCCCCUGCUGCCGCCCCCACCAUUUUCAUUGGCAGCCCCACUACCCCCGCCGGCUUGUCUACCUCUGCGGAUGGGUUCCUGAAGCCGCCGGCAGGCACGGUGCCCGGCCCCGACUCACCCGGUGAGCUCUUCCUCAAGCUCCCACCCCAGGUGCCCGCCCAAGUGCCUUCGCAGGACCCCUUUGGACUGGCCCCCGCCUACGCUCUGGAGCCCCGCUUCCCCACGGCACCACCCGCCUAUCCUCCCUAUCCUAGUCCGACUGGGGCCCCUACACAGCCCCCGACGCUGGGCACCUCAUCUCAUCCUGGGACUGGCCAGCCAGGGGAAUUCCACACUACCCCGCCUGGCACCCCUCGACACCAGCCCGCCACACCUGAUCCCUUCCUCAAACCCCGCUGCCCCUCUCUGGACAACCUGGCUGUGCCUGAGAGCCCAGGGGUAGGGGGAGGCAAGGCUUCGGAGCCCCUGCUGUCACCCCCACCUUUUGGGGAGUCUCGGAAGGCCCUAGAGGUGAAGAAGGAAGAGCUUGGGGCAUCUUCUCCUAGCUAUGGGCCCCCAAACCUGGGCUUUGUUGACUCACCCUCCUCAGGCCCUCACCUGGGUGGCAUGGAGUUAAAGGCACCUGAUGUCUUCAAAGCCCCUCUAACCCCUCGGGCGUCUCAGGUAGAGCCUCAGAGCCCUGGUUUGGGCCUAAGACCCCAGGAGCCACCCCCUGCCCAGGCUUUGGCUCCUUCUCCUCCCAGCCACUCAGACAUUUUUCGCUCUGGCCCCUAUCCUGAUGCCUAUGCCCAGCCCCCAUUGACUCCUCGGCCCCAACUCCCACCCUCUGAGAGCUGCUGUGCCCUACCCUCCCGCUCAUUGCCCUCCGACCCUUUCUCCCGAGUACCUGCCAGUCCCCAGUCCCAGUCCAGCUCCCAGUCUCCCUUGACACCCCGUCCUCUGUCUGCUGAGGCUUUCUGUCCAUCUCCUGUUACUCCUCGCUUCCAGUCCCCUGACCCUUACUCCCGCCCACCCUCACGCCCCCAGUCCCGUGACCCUUUUGCCCCACUUCAUAAGCCACCCCGACCCCAGCCCCCUGAAGUUGCCUUCAAGGCUGGGCCUCUAGCCCACACUCCACUGGGGGCUGGGGGCUUCCCAGCAGCCCUGCCCUCAGGACCAGCAGGUGAGCUCCAUGCCAAGGUCCCAAGUGGGCAGCCCCCCAAUUUUGCCCGGUCCCCUGGGACAGGUGCAUUUGUGGGUACCCCCUCUCCCAUGCGUUUCACUUUCCCUCAGGCAGUAGGGGAGCCUUCCCUAAAGCCCCCUGUCCCUCAGCCUGGUCUCCCUCCACCCCAUGGGAUCAACAGCCAUUUUGGGCCGGGCCCUACCUUGGGCAAGCCUCAAAGCACAAACUACACAGUAGCCACAGGGAACUUCCACCCAUCGGGCAGCCCCCUGGGAUCCAGCAGUGGGUCCACAGGAGAGGGCUACGGGCUGUCCCCACUACGCCCCCCAUCAGUCCUACAACCACCUGCACCCGAUGGAUCCCUCCCCUACCUGUCCCAUGGAGCCUCACAGCGGGCAGGCAUCACCUCUCCAGUUGAUAAGCGAGAAGACCCAGGGGCUGGAAUGGGCAGUUCUUUGGCGGCACCCGAACUUCCAGGUACCCAGGACCCAGGCAUGUCCAGUCUCAGCCAGACAGAGCUGGAAAAGCAACGGCAGCGCCAACGACUACGGGAGCUGCUGAUACGGCAGCAGAUCCAGCGCAACACCCUGCGGCAGGAGAAGGAAACGGCUGCGGCAGCUGCUGGGGUGGUGGGGCCCCCAGGCACCUGGGGUGCUGAGCCUAGCAGCCCUGCCUUUGAGCAGCUGAGCCGAGGCCAGACCCCCUUUGCUGGCACCCAGGACAAGAACAGCCUUGUGGCGCUGCCCCCAAGCAAGCUGGGUGGCCCCAUCCUGGGGCCCGGGGCUUUCCCUAGCGAUGACCGGCUCUCUCGGCCACCUCCACCAGCCACCCCUUCUAUGGAUGUGAGCAGCCGGCAACUGGUGGGAGGCUCCCAGGCCUUCUACCAGCGCACGCCCUAUGCAGGGCCGCUGCCCUCACAGCAGCAGCAGCAGCAGCAGCUGUGGCAGCAGCAGCAGCAGCAGGCGACAGCAGCCUCCAUGCGCCUCGCCAUGUCCGCUCGCUUCCCCUCAGCUGGGCCUGAGCUGAGCCGCCAAGCCCUAGGCUCCCCCUUGGCGGGAGUUCCCACCCGCCUGCCUGGCCCUGGUGAGCCAGUGCCUGGUCCAGCUGGUCCUGCCCAGUUCAUUGAGUUGCGGCACAAUGUACAGAAAGGACUAGGACCCGGGGGGACUCCGUUUCCCGGCCAGGGCCCCCCUCAGAGACCCCGUUUUUACCCCGUGAGUGAGGAGUCCCACCGACUGGCCCCUGAAGGGCUCCGAGGCCUGGCAAUAUCAGGCCUUCCCCCCCAGAAACCCUCGGCCCCACCAGCCCCUGAACUAAACAGCCUCCAUCCAGCACCCCAUACCAAGGGCCCCACCCUGCCCACUGGCUUGGAGCUGGUCAGCCGGCCCCCCUCAAGCACUGAGCUUGGCCGACCCCCUCCUCUGGCCCUGGAAGCUGGGAAGUUACCCUGUGAGGAUCCUGAGCUGGAUGAUGACUUUGAUGCCCAUAAGGCCCUAGAGGAUGACGAGGAGCUUGCUCACCUGGGCCUGGGUGUGGAUGUGGCCAAGGGAGAUGAUGAGUUGGGCACCCUGGAAAACCUGGAGACCAACGACCCCCACCUGGAUGACCUGCUCAAUGGGGAUGAGUUUGACCUACUGGCCUACACUGAUCCUGAGCUGGAUACUGGGGACAAGAAGGACAUCUUCAAUGAGCACCUGAGGCUGGUGGAGUCGGCCAAUGAAAAGGCCGAGCGGGAGGCCCUGCUUCGCGGGGUAGAGCCAGGACCCUUGGUCCCUGAGGAGCGCCCUCUGCCUGCUGCUGAGGCCUCUGAACCCCGUCUGGCACCGGUGCUCUCUGAUGUGAAGCCCAAGGUGGAGGAGGGUGGGCGCCACCCUUCCCCUUGCCAGUUCACCAUGACCACCCCCAAAGCAGAGCCAGCACCUGCCACCACUUCCCUAGGCCUGGGGCUGAAGCCAGGACAGAAUGUGAUGGGCAGCCGGGACACCCGGCUGGGCACAGGACCCUUUUCUAGCAGUGGGCACACAACUGAGAAGGGCUCUUUUGGGGCCUCUGGAGGACCACCAGCUCACCUGCUGACCCCCAGCCCACUGAAUGUCCCAGGAGGGUCCUCCUUGCUGGAAAAGUUUGAGCUAGAGAGUGGGGCCCUUACCUUGCCUGGUGGACAUGCAGCAGCUGGGGAUGAGCUGGACAAAAUGGAGAGCUCACUGGUAGCCAGUGAAUUGCCCUUGCUCAUCGAGGACCUGUUGGAGCAUGAGAAGAAGGAGCUGCAGAAGAAGCAGCAGCUUUCAGCACAGCUGCAGCCUGCGCAGCAGCAGCAUUCCCUGCUGUCCACACCAGGCCCUGCCCAGGCCAUGUCUUUGCCACAUGAGGGCUCUUCUUCUAGUAUGUCUGGGCCCCAACAGCAGCUCGCCCUGGGACUUGGAGGUUCCCGACAGCCAGGCUUGGCCCAACCACUGAUGCCCACCCAGCCACCAGCUCAUGCCCUUCAGCAGCGCCUGGCCCCAUCCAUGGCCAUGGUAUCCAACCAAGGGCAUAUGCAAAGUGGGCAGCAUGGGGGGCAGGCAGGCUUGGUGCCCCAGCAGAGCCAACAGUCAGUGCUGGCACAGAAGCCCAUGGGUACUAUGUCACCUUCCAUGUGCAUGAAACCCCAGCAGCUGGCGAUGCAGCAGCAGCUGGCUAACAGCUUCUUCCCGGAUACAGACCUGGACAAGUUUGCUGCAGAAGAUAUCAUUGAUCCCAUUGCAAAGGCUAAGAUGGUGGCUUUGAAAGGCAUCAAGAAGGUAAUGGCUCAGGGCAGCAUUGGAGUGGCACCUGGUAUGAACAGGCAGCAAGUGUCCCUGCUAGCCCAGAGACUCUCAGGGGGGCCCAGCAGUGAUCUGCAGAAUCAUGUGGUAGCUGGGAGUGGACAGGAGCGGAGUGCUGGUGACCCUUCCCAGCCUCGUCCCAAUCCACCUGCUUUUGCCCAGGGAGUGAUCAAUGAGGCUGACCAGCGGCAGUAUGAGGAGUGGCUGUUCCAUACCCAACAGCUCCUGCAGAUGCAGCUGAAGGUGCUCGAGGAGCAGAUUGGUGUGCACCGCAAGUCCCGAAAGGCUCUGUGUGCCAAGCAGCGCACUGCCAAAAAGGCCGGCCGUGAGUUCCCAGAAGCUGACGCUGAGAAGCUCAAGCUGGUUACGGAGCAGCAGAGCAAGAUCCAGAAACAGCUAGAUCAGGUGCGGAAGCAGCAGAAGGAGCACACGAACCUGAUGGCAGAGUAUCGCAACAAGCAACAGCAGCAGCAGCAGCAGCAACAGCAGCAGCAGCAGCAGCAGCAGCACUCGGCCGUGCUGGCCCUCAGCCCUUCCCAGAGCCCACGGCUGAUCACCAAGCUGCCUGGUCAGCUGCUUCCUGGCCAUGGGCUGCAGCCUCCACCAGGGCCCCCGGGUGGGCAGGCUGCAGGUCUUCGCCUGCCCCCCGGGGGCAUGGCACUACCUGGACAGCCUGGUGGCCCCUUCCUCAGCACGACCCUGGCCCAGCAGCAGCAACAGCAACAUUCUGGUGGGGCUGGGGCCCUGGCUGGUCCCUCAGGGGGCUUUUUCCCUGGCAACCUUGCUCUUCGAGGCCUAGGACCCGAUUCGAGGCUUUUACAGGAGAGGCAGCUGCAGCUGCAGCAGCAACGUAUGCAACUUGCCCAGAAACUGCAACAGCAGCAACAGCAGCAGCAGCAGCACCUCCUAGGACAGGUGGCAGUCCAGCAGCAACAGCAGCAGGGCCCAGGGGUACAGGCCAACCAGGCUUUGGGGCCCAAGCCCCAGGGGCUUCUGCCUCCCAGCAGCCAUCAAGGCCUCUUGGUCCAGCAGCUGUCCCCCCAAGCAUCUCAGGGGCCCCAGGGCAUGCUGGGCCCUGCCCAGGUGGCAGUAUUGCAGCAGCCACAGCAGCAGCAGCAGCACCCUGGGGCAUUGGGCGCCCAGGGUUCUCACAGACAGGUGCUUCUGACCCAGUCCCGGGUGCUGAGUUCUCCCCAGCUGGCACAGCAGGGUCAGGGCCUUAUGGGACACCGGCUGGUCACAGCCCAGCAACAACAGCAGCAGCAGCAGCAACACCAACAGCAGGGCUCCAUGGCAGGGCUUUCCCAUCUUCAGCAGGGUCUGCUGCCACACAGCGGGCAGCCCAAACUGACUGCUCAGCCCAUGGCCACCUUACAGCAGCAGCAGCAGCAGCAGCAGCAGCUUCAGCAACAGCAACUUCAGCAGCAGCAGCAGCAACUUCAACAGCAGCAGCAGCAACUUCAGCAGCAGCAGCUUCAACAGCAGCAGCAACAACAGCAACUUCAGCAGCAGCAGCAGCUUCAGCAGCAACAGUUACAACAGCAACAGCAGCUGCAGCAGCAGCAGCAGCAGCAGCAGCAGCAGAUGAGCCUCUUGAACCAGAGCCGAACUUUAUUGUCUCCGCAGCAGCAGCAACAGCAGGUGACACUCGACCCCGGCACACCAGCCAAGCCUCUGCAACACUUUACUAGUCCUGGAGCUCUGGGCCCAACCCUCCUCCUAAUGGGCAAGGAGAAAAGCAUUGUAGAAACGGCUCUUCCUCCGGAGGCCACUGAGGGGUCCAGCCCACAUCAGGGAGGGCCUUUAGCAGUAGGGAUUGUGCCUGAGCCAGUGGCCCCUGAGCCAGGGGAGGUAAAGCCCUCACUCUCCGGGGACUCACCGCUCCUGCUUGUCCAACACCAGGCCCAGCCUCAGCCCCACUCUGUGCAGCUGCAGCCGCCUCUGAGGCUCCCAGGACAGCAGCAACCGCAAGCCAGCGGGCCCCACCCAGCAGGUGUGGGAAGCCACGCACAGCCAGGCAGUGGAUCAUCUGAGGCCUCGUCUGUACCCCACCUGCUGGCCCAGUCCUCUGUUUCCUUAGGGGAGCAGCCUGGGCCCAUGGCCCAGAACCUUCUGGGCUCCCAACAGCCCCUCGGAUUAGAGCGGCCUGUGCAGGGUAACACAGGGCCACAGCCUGCCAAACCAGGAUCUGUGCCCCAGUCUGUGCAGGGCCUACCUGGGGCUGGACUCAUGCCCACUGUGGGUCAGCUUCGGGCACAGCUCCAAGGAGUCCUGGCCAAAACCCCACAGCUGCGGCACCUGAGCCCCCAACAGCAGCAGCAGCUACAGGCGCUGCUUGUGCAGCGGCAGCUGCAGCAGGGCCAGUCCAUGCGCCACGCCCCCCCCUACCAGGAGCCUGCUGCCCAGCCCUCUCCCCUCCAGGGCCUUCUGGGCCGCCAGCCCCAGCCUGGGGGCUUCCCUGGACCCCAGACAGGCCCCCUCCAGGAGCCAGGAGCAGGGCUCCGACCUCAGGGCCCACCCCGGCUUCCCGCCCCACAAGGAGCCUUAUCCACAGGACCAGUCCUUGGCCCUGUCCAUCCCACACCUCUACCAUCCAGCCCUCAAGAGCCAAAGAGAUCUUCCUCACAGUUACCUUCCCCCAGCACUCAGCUUCCCUCUGAGGCCCACCUCACCCCAACCCAGCCAGGGACCCCAAAACCCCAGGGGCCACCCUUGGAGCUGCCUCCUGGGAGGCUCUCACCUGCUGCUGCCCAGCUUGCAGAUUCCUUCUUUGGCAAGAGUCUGAGACCUUGGGACCCCUCAGAUGCCCUGGUAGAAGCCCAGAAGCCGGAGCAGAGCGGCCUGGUACCUGGGCAUCUGGAGCAGGUGAAUGGACAGGCAGUGCUGGAGCCACCCCAUCUCAGCAUCAAGCAGGAACCUCGAGAAGAGCCAUGUGCCCUGGGAGCCCAGGCAGUGAAGAGGGAAGCCAACGGGGAGCCAGGAGGGGCACCAGGUACCAGCAACCACCUCCUGCUGGCAGGCCCCCGCUCAGAGGCAGGGCAUCUGCUCCUGCAGAAGCUUCUACGGGCAAAGAAUGUGCAACUCGGCACUGGGCGGGGGCCCGAGGGGCUGCGAGCUGAGAUCAACGGGCACAUUGACAGCAAGCUGGCUGGGCUGGAGCAGAAACUACAGGGUACCCCCAGCAACAAGGAGGAUAUAGCAGCAAGGAAGCCUUUAACACCGAAGCCCAAGCGGGUACAGAAGGCCAGCGACAGGUUGGUGAGCUCCCGAAAGAAGCUGCGGAAGGAGGACGGGGUCAGGGCCAGCGAGGCCUUGCUGAAACAGCUGCAACAGGAGCUGUCCCUGCUGCCCCUAACAGAGCCUACCAUCACCGCCAAUUUUAGCCUCUUUGCUCCCUUUGGUAGUGGCUGCCCAGUCAGUGGGCAGUGCCAGCUGAGGGGGGCCUUUGGAAGUGGGGCACUGGCCUCUGGCCCUGACUACUAUUCCCAGCUGCUUACCAAGAAUAACCUGAGUAACCCGCCGACACCACCCUCGUCGCUGCCGCCCACCCCACCCCCAUCGGUGCAGCAGAAGAUGGUGAAUGGCGUCACUCCAUCUGAAGAGCUGGGGGAGCACCCCAAGGAUGCCACCUCUGCCCGGGACGCUGAGAGCACGCUGAGGGACCCCUCAGAUGCUUCAGAGGUGAAGAGUCUAGACUUGCUGGCCGCCUUGCCUACACCCCCCCACAAUCAGACUGAGGAUGUCAGGAUGGAGAGUGAUGAGGACAGCGACUCUCCUGACAGCAUUGUGCCAGCUUCGUCUCCUGAGAGCAUCCUGGGGGAGGAAGCCUCUCGUUUCCCUCAGCUGGGCUCAGGCCGGUGGGAGCAGGAUGACCGAGCUCUCUCCCCUGUUAUCCCCAUCAUUCCUCGGGCCAGCAUCCCAGUCUUCCCAGAUACUAAACCUUACGGGGCCCUAGACCUGGAAGCCCCUGGAAAGCUACCUACCACAACCUGGGAAAAGGGCAAAGGAAGUGAGGUGUCAGUCAUGUUGACAGUCUCUGCUGCUGCAGCCAAGAACCUGAGUGGUGUUAUGGUGGCAGUGGCAGAGCUGCUAAGCAUGAAGAUCCCCAACUCCUAUGAGGUGCUGUUCCCAGAGAGCCCUGCCCGGGCAGGCAUUGAGCCUAAGAAGGGGGAAGCUGAGGGCCCUGGUGGGAAAGAAAAGGGCCUGGGCGGCAAGAGCCCAGAAACUGGCACUGACUGGCUGAGGCAGUUUGAUGCAGUGUUGCCUGGCUAUACGCUCAAGAGCCAGCUAGACAUCUUGAGCCUCCUGAAACAGGAGAGCCCUGUCCCAGAGCCACCCACCCAACACAGCUACACCUACAACGUCUCCAAUCUGGAUGUGCGACAGCUUUCGGCCCCGCCUCCUGAGGAACCCUCCCCACCCCCAUCCCCUUUGGCCCCCUCUCCUGCCAGCCCCCCUGCUGAGCCCCUGGUUGAACUCCCCACUGAGCCUUCAGCUGAGCCACCAGUCCCUUCGCCUCUGCUGCUGGCCUCAUCCCCUGAGUCAGCCCGGCCCAAGCCCCGAGCCCGGCCCCCUGAGGAAGGUGAAGAUUCCCACCCCCCUCGCCUCAAAAAGUGGAAGGGGGUGCGCUGGAAGCGACUGCGACUGCUGCUGACCAUCCAGAAAGGCAGUGGGCGGCAGGAGGAUGAGCGCGAAGUGGCAGAGUUUAUGGAACAGCUCGGCACAGCCCUGCGACCUGACAAGGUGCCUCGAGACAUGCGGCGUUGCUGCUUCUGUCAUGAGGAGGGUGAUGGGGCCACUGAUGGGCCUGCCCGCCUGCUGAACCUGGACCUGGACCUGUGGGUGCACCUCAACUGCGCCCUGUGGUCUACGGAGGUGUAUGAGACCCAGGGUGGGGCUCUAAUGAAUGUGGAGGUUGCCCUGCACCGAGGACUACUAACCAAGUGCUCCCUGUGCCAGCGCACCGGUGCCACCAGCAGCUGCAAUCGCAUGCGUUGCCCCAACGUCUACCAUUUUGCCUGCGCCAUCCGCGCCAAGUGCAUGUUCUUCAAGGACAAGACCAUGCUGUGUCCAGUGCAUAAGAUCAAGGGGCCCUGUGAGCAAGAGCUGAGCUCUUUUGCUGUCUUCCGGCGGGUCUACAUUGAGCGGGAUGAGGUGAAGCAGAUCGCCAGCAUCAUCCAGCGGGGAGAGCGGCUACACAUGUUCCGUGUCGGGGGCCUUGUAUUCCACGCCAUUGGACAGCUGCUGCCACACCAGAUGGCCGACUUCCACAGUGCCAGCGCCCUGUACCCUGUGGGCUAUGAGGCCACACGCAUCUACUGGAGCCUUCGCACCAACAACCGCCGCUGCUGCUAUCGCUGCUCCAUCGGUGAGAACAACGGGCGGCCGGAGUUUGUCAUCAAGGUCGUCGAGCAGGGCCUGGAGGACCUGGUCUUCACCGACACCUCUCCCCAGGCUGUGUGGAAUCGCAUCAUUGAGCCUGUAGCUGCCAUGAGAAAAGAGGCUGACAUGCUUCGGCUCUUCCCUGAGUAUCUGAAAGGCGAGGAGCUCUUUGGGCUGACGGUGCACGCUGUACUACGCAUAGCUGAAUCACUGCCUGGAGUGGAGAGCUGUCAAAACUAUUUAUUCCGCUAUGGACGCCACCCCCUGAUGGAGCUACCACUCAUGAUCAACCCUACUGGUUGUGCCCGAUCAGAGCCUAAAAUCCUCACACACUACAAACGCGUUUUCACAUCCAUUAUCUCAUUUGAUCCUCACAACAACCUUAUGAGGCCCCACACUCUGAACAGCACCAGCAUGUCCAAAGCAUAUCAGAGCACCUUCACAGGCGAGACCAACACCCCGUACAGCAAGCAGUUUGUGCACUCCAAGUCAUCUCAGUACCGGCGACUGCGCACUGAGUGGAAGAACAAUGUGUAUCUGGCUCGCUCUCGUAUCCAGGGCCUGGGGCUCUAUGCAGCCAAGGACCUAGAAAAGCACACAAUGGUCAUCGAGUACAUUGGUACCAUCAUUCGCAACGAGGUGGCCAAUCGGCGGGAGAAAAUCUAUGAGGAGCAGAACCGAGGCAUCUACAUGUUCCGAAUAAAUAAUGAACAUGUGAUUGAUGCUACCUUGACUGGAGGCCCUGCCAGGUACAUUAACCAUUCCUGUGCGCCUAACUGUGUGGCGGAAGUUGUCACAUUUGACAAGGAGGAUAAAAUCAUCAUCAUCUCCAGCCGGCGAAUCCCCAAAGGAGAGGAGCUGACCUAUGACUAUCAGUUUGACUUUGAGGACGAUCAGCACAAGAUCCCCUGCCACUGUGGAGCCUGGAAUUGUCGGAAAUGGAUGAACUAAGAAGCUUUGAGGCUACCAGGCAGGGGAGUCCCCCCACCCCCAACCUCUUCCCUGAAAGGGAUGAGGGGGAAGAGAGGUAGCAGCCAGACCCAGGACCCAGGGCUGGGGCUGCCGGCUAACCGGAGCCCCUGGAGCAGGAGGCUGGGGCAGAGGGCCCUAGGCCAAGCCCACCCUGGGCACCAGGGACAACCUUCUUCCCCGCCACCGGCCCCCAGGCUGGCAUCUCUGCCCCCAGCUCCAGGAGGGGCCAGACAGAAGCAGCCAUUGGGCAUCUCAGGUUCGAGGGGGAUAUGGGCCGGGAACUACCCAGAAGCAUCUGGGAGGCAGCAGGGAGUGGGGAGGAGGAUGUGUGGCCGGGCCUCACAGCCCUGCUGCUCCCACCGACCUCUCCGGCCCAACGCAAGGCUGCAAAGAGACUUGACUAAGCUUGACAAUCCCAAAGGCCGGGUCCCACACCUGGCCCUGCCUGCCGGGUCCUGCCCCCACCCUCACCCCCAUUCCCUUCCCUCUCAAUCUGUCUCUGUCUUCCCCUUCUCCUCUGUGUUUCUGUCUCUCUAUGGGUUGUGUUUCCUUGUUUUCCACUCUGACAAAUGCAACAUGAACGGGAAAGAGGCGCCCAGCUGCCCAGGAGGGCAAGCCAGGCAUGCCGGGCAAGGAGACCCCGCACCCACACCUACCUCAUUUAAGUGUUGGAUUUUUUGCUGUUUUGAAAUGUGAGACCCUCUCCAAGCCCCUACUGCCCCAACCCUCUCUCCCACCUCACUGCCCUCUUCUGAGUGGGUGGAAGGGGGUAGGAGGAGUAAGAAAACAACAACAAAAAAUCCAUCUUUGUUUUUAAUUAUGGGCAAGGGAUGGUGGUUAAGGCUAAUGAUGACGAAGAUUGGGGAUGACUGGCCCCUAGUUGCUCUAGGACUUCCUUCUCCAUCUGGAUAUGGGGGCAGGAGGGGUGUGCUAAACCUAGGACCAGGAUAUCUCCCUCCUGUUUUCCCAACCUCAUCAUGAGCCCAUUUGCCCUCCAGCCCCUGGAUGGGGUGGGUGGGUGGUAGGGUGAGGGCUAUCCCUGAGUGGCAUGCCCAUACCCAGUGAGGCAGGGUGUGGCCUGGAGCUCCCACUUUCCCUCAGUCACCAAACUGCUGCUGGUCUGGUGGGAAGGGGUGGUGAUGUGGGGGUGGGGGAGCUUAGUGUCAGCGCGGGGAGGGUGGGGGGUAUUUAUCUAUUUAUACAUGGGAUUGUACAUAGUCUUGUGGGGCAUGGGGGAGCCGGCUGGAGGUGAGAACCCUCCCCUCUCCCCCCACCCCCGGGGAGAGCAAAUGUAAAACUACUAAUUUUUGUGCUUUAUAUAUUCUAUAUAAAUAUAUCUAUUUUCUUUUUACAAAACCAGUUUAUAAAUGGUAGGGGGGUGUGGGGCGGACACAUGGAGCUCCCCUUGUGGGGGGGCCCCCUCCAUUACCCAACCUACCGCCCUUUUCCUCACCCCUUCUCCCCACCCCCUGGCUGUGACUGCUGUAAGGUGGGGGUAUAGAGGCUGGGAGAUUCCCACCCCCUGUUGUAUAGUUGGACUAUGUUAUAACGCACAAAAGUGAGCUGGCCCCAGGGGGAGCCAGAGAGUGAUGGGGUCCUUGCCUCCCUUUCCUUCCCCUUUCUGCCCAAGCUUGUGCUGCAGUUGAACCUCUUCCUGGGGGUAGGGGUAGGUCAGGUGGGUGAGGCCCCAGACCCUUCUCUGUAGGGAGCUGUGGGAAUGAAGAUGAAGCUUAUAUGCAGUUCUCUUCUAGGGGCUGUGGGCAAAGGGCAUUUUGUAAUUAAUAUUUUCAAGAAACAAAUGUCUGGAGUGUAGGGGUGGACUUGUUGGCAGUGGAUGGGUGGGCCUGCUGGAGGGGGAGCACGGUCGCUGUUGUGAUUUUAGGUUUGUUUUUGUUUUGUUUUUGAAUUUGGGGGUUGCGGAUUGAUGGGGGUAGGGAGAUUUUUUUUUUUUAAGCUGCUUCCUCAACUGUUUCAAGCUGCAAAUGUAUAAGAGAACAACAUCCCCUAACCCCCACAGAAACCACUGUAAUUAAAUCAGACAGUGGUGAGACUGGGCUGCUGCCCCCAAAGCCAUUGGAUGUUCCUUUUCCAAGAGCAAAAGGUCUAGGCUACAGGGAGGGGGAGAUUGGCUCCUGUGAAUCAGGCUCUGGUUAGGGCUUGGGCGCUGGCAUUAGGAAGAGGGGAUGGGGCAGACUUUGUUAAGCAUAUGCUAGGUAUCCGAUAGUCCUGUAGACUUUAGUGAAGAAACCUUAAACAGUUUUUAAUUUUUAUAUAAACUAACUCAGACCCAAGCUACGAGGUUGGAAUUUUGGUUGUUGGUUUUUUUUUUAAGUACCCCGCCUGUAUAAUUGCAUCAGAAUCCCCCCGCCCUCCCCACCCCCGUGUUUGUAUUUUGGGUUGGUUUACACUUGCACAUACUCAAUUUUCAGUUUUUCCCCUUUACAGUCUUCUCCCCUCACCUUCAGGACCCUCCCCCUUUUUAAAAAAUAAAUCGCUGACAAGUGUGAAUCCCGUGAAGACUUUAUUUUGUGUUGUGUGUAUCCUGUACAGCAAGGUUGGUCCUUCGUAACAACGGAUGAAAUGAUUCCCCUUUCUAAGGCGCCCUCUCUCCCUCCACCCCCAGCGCCCUCGUCCUUGGCAUGUUUUGUAUCAGCGAUCAUUCUGAACUGUACAUAAUUUACGUUGCAAGAGGCAAAGGGCAAGUUUUGGAUUUUGCUUCUUCCAAGUUUGUUUUUAAACGACAAAUAAAAAAAGAACAUUUUAAAUACAA
Messenger RNA from Manis pentadactyla (Chinese pangolin), 20949 nucleotides. It is a transcript of the gene KMT2D, whose product is annotated as lysine methyltransferase 2D. Gene Ontology annotation, cellular component: nucleus; MLL3/4 complex. Bases 1557 to 18158 code for a protein of 5533 amino acids. Gene Ontology annotation, biological process: positive regulation of transcription by RNA polymerase II. NCBI's taxonomy places the organism in Eukaryota, Metazoa, Chordata, Mammalia, Pholidota, Manidae. The record is from RefSeq and is a predicted model, not a curated record. Gene Ontology annotation, molecular function: transcription coactivator activity; histone binding; histone H3K4 methyltransferase activity. The transcript is spliced from 56 exons.